GACACACUGUUUACGAAGUAGCAACCAAAAAGGAAAAUAAAAAUAAAAGCGUAUUAAGAUUUCGUGAGGAAAAAAUGCUGUAGGCGCAGUGUAAAAUGCAUAUAGUGCAGAUAAAUCGCGUUUGUGAGAUGCUACAACGCGAGUUCAACAUCAAAUCGGUACAGAACUUCAAAGUGCAAUAAUAUUAAUACUUGAAUUAUCGAAUAUACCAAAGUGCAAUUGGCCAGUUGAGACUACAGCCAUAACAACAAAAACAAACAACGGCAGUGAAAUAAUAUAAUAACCUUGUGGCAGUUGUUUUUUGUUUAUUUAAAUCAGAAAUAUACAAAAGUAAUCAAGGUAAAAGGAGGCAAAGUGGUUAAAUAAUAAAAGUUAAUUAGGAAAACACAGUGCUUGAGUGUGAGUGUGUGUGAGUAGUGCCAACAAUACAAACGCAAUACAACCAAUACAAGCGCAGAGCCAUAGUUUUUCAUAGAAAUAACGAAAGUAACAGCGAUAAAUAAUACUAAACAACAACACCGAAGAGUCUCAAAAGUGCUGGAAAAACUUGCGAUAAGAAGAACGAUAGUGAAAAACAAAAAGAGAAAAGAAACAGGAACCUCCACAUCGACAGAUCUUUGAAUGCUGCUGCGUUUUGAAAUCCGGCGACAAAAUGGUUUCGUUAAUUAAAACAAUCGAAGCGGCAGCGGAGAAACAGAAGCAAUCGGUGGCUGCCACCGACUCCUCCUCUUCUUAUUCCACCUCUUCACCCUCUUCGUCUUCUGGCUCUCUUUCAUCAUCCCCUGCCGCCCCAAAAUCCAAUCUCACGGCUAGCGGUAAACCAAAGGAGAAACGAAGGAAUAAUGAAAAGCGCAAGGAAAAGUCUCGCGAUGCGGCCAGAUGCCGUCGAUCCAAGGAGACGGAGAUUUUCAUGGAACUCUCGUCGGCUUUGCCAUUGAAAACCGACGAUGUCAAUCAACUUGAUAAGGCCUCCGUGAUGAGGAUCACCAUUGCAUGCCUCAAGAUUCGUGAGAUGCUGCAGUUUGUUCCCAGCGAUGCCAUUAAACAGGACAUCGAUGCUGUUGAGGAGCAGGUGGAGAUCAAACCUAAAAUGGAAAUUGGCAACGAGGAUUGGCUAAAGGGACCCGAGGCCAGAGAACUCUUGAAACUGACCAUGGACGGAUUCCUGCUGGUCUUGUCCCACGAGGGUGAUAUCAUUUAUGUGUCCGAGAAUGUCGUUGAGUAUCUGGGCAUUACCAAGAUUGACACUCUGGGCCAGCAAAUCUGGGAGUACUCGCACCAGUGCGAUCACGCCGAGAUCAAGGAGGCUCUCAGCCUGAAACGCGAAAUUGCCGAGAAGGUCAAGGAUGAACAGCAGCAGGAUUCCGGAGUGAGCACCCAUCACCGCGAUCUAUUUGUGCGCUUGAAGUGCACCUUGACCAGUCGAGGACGCAGUAUCAACAUCAAAAGCGCCUCCUACAAGGUCAUUCACAUCACUGGACACUUGGUGGUCAACGCCAAGGGCGAACGCCUGUUGAUGGCCAUUGGUCGACCCAUUCCGCAUCCAUCGAAUAUUGAGAUACCGUUGGGUACCAGCACUUUCCUUACAAAACACUCCCUGGACAUGCGUUUCACCUAUGUGGACGACAAGAUGCAUGGCUUGUUGGGAUAUUCUCCCAGAGAUCUGCUCGACACUUCGUUAUUCGUCUGCCAGCAUGGAGCUGAUUCCGAACGCCUGAUGGCCACCUUCAAGAGCGUACUGAGCAAGGGCCAGGGUGAGACCUGUCGCUACCGAUUUCUGGGAAAAUAUGGCGGCUAUUGCUGGAUUCUUAGCCAGGCCACGAUUGUCUACGAUAAACUAAAGCCACAGAGCGUCGUUUGCGUUAACUACGUCAUAAGUAAUCUUGAGAAUAAACAUGAGAUAUACUCACUCGCUCAACAAACGGCAGCAAGUGAGCAAAAGGAACACCGACCAGCUGAAACCGAGGAGGAGCCUGAAAAAGCAGCAAGUCCCGAAGUCGUCCUUCAGGAAUCCAAGGAAACAGGAAACCAGCCUACUCCAAUAGAGAUCGAGGAUAAACCGCAGGCAAUUGAGUGCAAGGAAACAGAGAAAAUUAACAAGGAAAUACCUUUAGAACUACCAGAAACCAAAAUAACUGCAACUGCAACUGCAACAAACCCACCAGUAGUAACUGCAACUUCUACGGCUGAUCACAUAAAACAACUUCCCGAGAACAAUCCCUUCAAGCAGAUCCUCCAAACGGAGCUGCUGAUCAAGCGGGAGAACCACUCGCCAGGACCGCGUACCAUUACCGCCCAGCUGCUCAGCGGCAACAGCGGUGGUCUGCGUCCCGAGGAGAAGCGUCCCAAGUCGGUGACCGCUUCGGUCUUCCGCCCGAGUUCCGCUCCACCCUUGACCCCACCGCCGGCGGUCCUCUGCAAGAAGACACCGCUCAGCCUGGAGCCCACACUGCCGCCCACAACCACCACCACGGCAGCCAUAAUCUCCUCGAGCAACCAGCAACAGCAGAUCCAACAACCAGCUCAAGACAUGAAUAAAGGAUUCUGUUCGCUGUUCGAUGAUGGAAGAAGUCUGACGACAAUGCUUAAAGAGGAACCCGACGAUCUGUCCCACCACCUGGCCUCCACCAACUGCAUUCGGCUGGACGAGAUGACUCCAUUCAGCGACUUACUGGUUGGCCUCAUGGGCUCCUGUCUGUCGCCCGAGGACAUCAACUCCCUGGACUCGACCACCUGCUCCACGACGGCCAGUGGCCAGCACUACCAGAGUCCCAGCAGCAGCAGCAACUCUGCCACUAGCAACACCAGUAGCAGUAGCAAUAGCUAUGCCAACAGUCCGCUCAGCCCGCUCACACCCACUCCCACGGCAACUGCCAGCAAUCCCAGUCAUCAGCAGCAACACCAGCAGCAGCAGCAACACAACCAGCAGCAGCAGCAGCAACAACACAACCAGCAACACCAGCAGCAGCAACAUCACCCUCAGCACCACGACAACAGCAAUAGCAGCAGCAAUAUUGAUCCUCUGUUCAACUACCGCGAGGAGUCAAACGACACAAGUUGCUCCCAGCACCUGCACUCGCCCAGCAUAACAUCAAAGAGUCCCGAGGACAGCAGUCUGCCUUCGUUGUGCAGUCCCAAUUCGCUGACCCAGGAAGAUGAGUUCUCCUUCGAGGACUUUGCAAUGCGUGCUCCCUACAUCCCGAUUGGCGAUGAUAUGCCCCUGCUAACGGAGACGGAUCUCAUGUGGUGUCCACCAGAGGAUCUGCAGACCAUGGUGCCCAAGGAAAUCGAUGCCAUGCAACAGCAGUUGCAGCAGCUACAGCAGCAACAUCACCAGCAGUACGCAAACAAUACUGGUUACCAGCAACAGCAGCAGCAACACCAGCAGCAGCAUUUCUCCAACUCCCUGUGCUCAUCGCCUGCUUCAACGGUCUCUUCAUUGUCGCCAUCGCCAGUGCAGCAGCAACAUCAGCAGCAACAGGCGGCGGUCUUUACCAGCGAUUCCAGCGAACUGGCAGCAUUGCUAUGCGGAUCCGGAAAUGGAACCCUUUCGAUCCUGGGAGGAAGUGGUGUAACCGUGGCGGAGGAGUGCAACGAGCGACUCCAGCAACAUCAACAGCAGCAACAGCAGCAGGGUGGCAACGAGUUCAGGACUUUCCAGCAGUUGCAGCAGGAGUUGCAGUUGCAGGAGGAGCAGCAACAACGUCAGCAACAGCAGCAGCAGCAGCAGUUGCUCAGCCUCAGCAUCGAGUGCAAAAAGGAGAAGUACGAUGUGCAAAUGGGAGCAAGUUUAUGUCAUCCAAUGGAGGAUGCAUUCGAGAAUGACUACAGCAAGGACUCCACAAAUCUGGAUUGCUGGGACCUGCUGCAGAUGCACGUGGCCGAUGCGGCUCCCGUGAGUCCUUCAGCCUCAUCACCUGCUCCUUGCAAGGUGACCACCAUUCAGUUGCUCCAGCAACAGCAGCAAUUGCAACAGCAGCAGCAAAACAUCAUCUUGAAUGCAGUGCCAUUGAUUACCAUUCAGAAUAACAAGGGAUUAAUGCAACAGCAGCAGGAGCAGCUGCAGCAGCCGGCUUUGAAGAUCCUGAAUGGAGCCGGCAUUGCGCCGGUGACCACCAAGGCCACCAUUCGCCUGGUGGAGAGCAAGCCACUCACCGCGACGCAGCAGCGUGUGGCCAAGGUGAACCUCGUCCAGCCCCAGCAGCAGCAACAUGGAAACAAGCGACACCUGAACAGCGCGACAGGGGCAGGAAACCCCGUGGAAUCGAAGCGCCUGAAGAGCGGCACCAUCUGCCUGGAUGUGCAGUCGCCGCAGCUCCUGCAGCAGUUGAUUGGCAAGGAUCAGGCCCAGCAGCAAACCCAAGCAGCCAAGCGAGCAGCCAGUGAACGCUGGUCGCAGUCCGCGGAGAGCAAGCAGCAAAAGCAGCAGCAACAGCAGUCCAACUCGGUCCUGAAGAACCUGCUGGUCAGCGGACGCGAUGAUAGCGAAACCGAACCAAUGAUGAUCGAUGAUGACAACUCCCUGGGCCAGUCAGUUCCUCUGGGCAAAUAUGGAUUGCCCCUGCAUUGCCACACCUCCACGACGGCGGUGCUGCGGGACUUUCACCACAAUCCGCUGAUCAGCGGCACCAACUUCCAGCUGUCUCCGGUCUUUGGAGGCUCAGAUGCUGGAGGAGGUGAUUGUGACGCCGUGUCAGUGGUCUCCCUGGAUGAUUCAGUGCCUCCGGGCUUGACGGCUUGCGAUACGGAUGCCUCCAGCGACAGUGGCAUCGAUGAGAACAGCCUGGUGGAUGGGGCAUCGGGGUCACCACGCAAGAGGAUGCCCUUAACUACCACCAUCAGUGAGCAGGCAGAAACUGCACCAGCACUAGAUGUGGUGACUCCAGUGAUCCAGCAAUCGGUGGAAGAUGAGCUCGAGGGAUGUAACGCCCCCAGUAGCCGGAAGACCUCCAUUUCCUUCCUGGACAGCAGCAAUCCCUUGCUGCACACGCCGGCGAUGAUGGACCUGUGCAACGAUGACUACAUCAUGGGCGAGGGUGGCUUCGAGUUCAGCGAGAACCAGUUGGAGCAGGUCCUGGGUUGGUCAGAAAUCGCCUAGAAUGGAUACCUUUGCAUGCAUUGCAUUUGUAAGAGCGCAUUUUUUCGUGCUUAUGAGGAGAAAACAUUGAAAUUAAACUGAGCAUCGAUGAGGAAGCUAACCAAAAGAUUGAUUUUGAGCCUUGCGUAGGAUCCCGCACAACCAUCUUGACAAACCCCUUUCGCCUUUCCCCACCCACCCACACGCCAACCCCCCGACCGACCUCUUGACCCCUGACCCCAAGCUAACCGACACAUUUACAAACAGGAAGGGUUAAUCACACUUGAAUAGUUUUGUAGCCAUGUUAACUGCCUAGAACAGAAGAAUAUACACGUAUGUAAUUUAGUCUUAAUGAUUUUCUAUAUGCAAACCGUUUACACAACAAAAGGAUGAGGAGCAAUUUAGCAGAGUAAAAGGAGUACCAGUCGAUAAAUAACAAUAAAACGAUAAACUUUUUAAAUACAAAAAAAAAUAUCUUAAAAAAAUGUUCAUAGUUUUUUGCUAGAAGGCUCAAACAAGUUUUUUGGUGAAGGUUGUAUUCUGUUUUAUGACUUUCAAGCGAAGAAGCUGUGACGAAAAAAAAAGUUUUUAAACAUGUUUUACAAUAAAAGAGAAAAAAUAAAAAAAAAAACGCAAAAAAAAUAUACAAUAAUGUAAUUUUUAGUUUAAGUCAUUAAUUUCAAUGUUUUCAAAGGCUACAAUGAAAGUUUGUAGGAAUUAUAAUAUAUUAACUAUAAUUAUUUCAACUAAGUAAAUAUCUACCCAAUUCAGUUGAUCUUAACUUCAGGCUAUACUUUGUGCAUUUCUAUAAAUUAACGUUGUGUCAAUCAUUUUCAGUUAUAUCUCGAUUUCAAUUAUCCCAUGAUUACCGAUUCUUUAUGUAAAUUAGUUUUAAUUCUGUUUAAGGCGCAUCAUACAAUACUGUUUGCUUGCUCUAAUCCAAAUUGAAUCAAUGUUCAGUGUUUUUAAACUUGUUUUAAUAUUAAUUGGCAAAAUAAAUAUAGAAUUCAUUUCGAUGAAAGUUGCAUGCAGAAAA
This is a messenger RNA of Drosophila rhopaloa, 6113 nucleotides long. RefSeq names its product protein similar (gene sima). The transcript has 12 exons. Gene Ontology annotation, molecular function: DNA-binding transcription factor activity, RNA polymerase II-specific; RNA polymerase II transcription regulatory region sequence-specific DNA binding; protein dimerization activity. The coding region runs from base 653 to 5098 and encodes 1481 amino acids. Gene Ontology annotation, biological process: regulation of transcription by RNA polymerase II; cellular response to hypoxia. The record is from RefSeq and is a predicted model, not a curated record. Lineage: Eukaryota; Metazoa; Arthropoda; Insecta; Diptera; Drosophilidae.